CUUUUCUCUAGAAGAUUUUCUAAUAGCUGCACGCGAACUCCGCGACUGUCUUCUAUAAGUUUAAUUUUCAAUAUAUUGUUAAACGCAUAGUGCCAGUUGCAGUAGAGUAAACGCAUCCGAGCAAUAACAUAAACAAAAACCUUAAGUAAAUCGAUUUUGCCAACCAGUGCGGACUAAAGUUAUUAUCUUGGAAUAUUUGCAGAAAAUGAGAACUUCAAGUGUGGUUCAAUAUGCGCUUCGUAUGAGUUUUGGACAGGCUUCAUCACAGUCUUCGAGCAGUGUCUUUUCCACAGCCACACCGGACCGUGUUGUGUCACGUUCAGCUACAAUGAUGGCUGUAUUUGGAAUCGCAAUAUCCUCGUUUAGCUUGAAGCAGAUGUUGGCCAGCAGCGGAGCCAAUAAGUCUUCAAAUGCUGCUCUUACAUUACGCAAACUUUAAAUAAAAAUAUGCAUAAGAUGGCACUUCGUUUAAAAAUUUUUAUCAAUUUGGAACAGAAGCGGAAGGAAGUACCACGAAGGUUGAAGUAUGAGGGGGAUGCAAAAGCAUAAACAAAUUAAAACCAAACCUGUAUAAGAAAAUAACAAAAAACAAAAAAAAAAAAAGAUUUAAACAAUCUAAUCCACAACUGAUGAGUCGACGAUGUACGAAUUGUAGUUAACAGACUAAAUUUGUAUUGCAAGCAACGUAGAACUGAUAAAACAAAAACAACAAAGGAAGUAUGUGGAGGAAGAUAGACGCUGGGAGAUCAACACAAGUCCCAAAUGCAAUGCAGCAAUAAACAAAAUGAAAAUGUAAAAAUAGCAAAAGAGUAGAAAAGUGCCUACGUUGUGUAAAAUUAUAAAUUUUGUGAGUUAAAAGCGCAAAUGUGGCCGGCCGUUCGAGCGUUUGUUGGUGAAAUAUUUCAACAUUUGGGGCGAUUGCAGCAAAAUUUCAUAAGAGUGUAGUUCUAGCAUAUAUUACUAACUAUGUUAUGUAUAGUAACUCUCAUCGUUUCACCUAUUGAACUAUUCAGCUAUGAUUGAUUUUUGAAUUGUAGUCGUUUGGUAUUCAUUGCAAUCAUCUAUGUAUGCGUACAACCCCAAUCACUAGCCCUUAAACACAAUUAGUUUAUAGUUGUAUAUAAUUUUGAAUGUUAUUUUUUAUAUACAUUAUACAUUUCACUUUAAAUAACUAUUUAGCUUUAGGUGACACUUUUGACGCGAUUGGUAACCACAAUCAAAACUUAAAAUUUUGCUUAAAUGCAUUAUAUGGCACAUAUACAUUAAUUUUGAAUGCACUCCAUGAUUUUUUGACGCAGCCCUCAUCAAAUAGGAAACCAACAAACGCACCAAACGUUUUAAAUGCCAUGGCUCGCUAAAUUAAUGGAUGGUUCAUAAAACUUAUUAACGGAAAAAAUUUAUAAUUCAACACAACGAAAACACUUUUAUGAACAAAUCAACAAAAAAAAAAAAGAAAAAAGCUUGCAAGUGAUGUUUGCAAGAUUAGUAAAAUUAACCCAAUAAAUAGUUGUGCGUAUUUUUGGGAAUUUAAAUUUCUUUAGAAAAUGUAAUAUGUCUGAAACUGUAACUGGAAGUGAUAGCAAGUUCUCGUGCAACAUGCCGCACUUUGAAAUUAUGUGAUACUAAUGUAAUCGUCUUGCGUCACACAUAACGAAAGAAAAAACACGCAUGCAAUAAAAAGCCAACAUAUGUUUAAAAGCUACUACAAAUGCUUACACAAACAUAUUUUUUGCCAAUUUAUUAACUAUUUGUUUUUUAUUAUUUUUGCACUUCAACACCUGCAUGCAUGUACCGGUAGGCGAACGCGUAUGUUCAUGAAUGUGCAUAUGUAAUUGUGUUUUUGUGGUUUUGUUUACAUUUACUCUUGCACAAGAGUAUUUAUGUGCCCAUGAUUUAGUUUCCAAAUAUCUAAUAAUACUAUUUCCGAAAAAUAUAAUUUAAAAAGCCAUAUGUUACAUAUACAGAAUUCUGCAAAUGUGCGCGACGUAGGGCGAGAAUAUUAUAAAUAACACUUGCAAGUAAACUGUAGUUAAAUUGAUGAUUAUAACUUGAACGAAAUACAUGAUAUACAUAGUUUUAUUUAAAAUUGCUGACAA
Molecule: messenger RNA, 2096 nt
Organism: Anastrepha obliqua
Lineage: Eukaryota; Metazoa; Arthropoda; Insecta; Diptera; Tephritidae
Exons: 3
Coding region: 206-439 (77 amino acids)
Source: RefSeq, a predicted model, not a curated record